GGUGAAGGAUGCAUGAUGACUCCAUGCAGAGUGAAACAGGUGUACUGUCUCUUUAAGAGAGUUCAGCUCUCGGCUUUGCAGCUAGCUUCACACUACCUGCUGUUUUCCAACAAGAUGGCCGUCGCUCCUGAGAGUAGAAUCCUCACUUUCAGCGUUUUUAAAUGGAGUUCAUACUCCUCCACAUAUUUACCCGAGAAUAUCUUGGUGGAUAAACCUAAUGAUCAGUCUUCCAGAUGGUCUUCUGAGAGUAACUACCCUCCUCAGUUUUUAAUCCUGAAACUGGAAAGGCCAGCAAUCGUUCAGAGCAUCACCUUUGGGAAAUAUGAAAAGACUCAUGUCUGCAACCUGAAGAAGUUCAAAGUGUUUGGUGGGAUGAGUGAAGAGAACAUGACAGAGCUUUUAUCCAGUGGCCUUAAGAAUGACUACAACAAAGAGACAUUCACAUUAAAGCACAAGAUUGACGAGCAGAUGUUCCCCUGCAGAUUUGUAAAAAUAGUGCCUCUGAUGUCCUGGGGUCCAAGUUUUAACUUCAGCAUCUGGUACAUUGAACUUCAUGGGAUUGAAGACCCUGAUGUGGUGCAGCCCUGCCUUAACUGGUACAGCAAGUACAGAGAACAGGAAGCCAUCCGGCUUUGCCUCAAACACUUCAGGCAGCACAACUACACCGAGGCCUUCGAGUCGCUGCAGAAGAAGACCCGGAUAGCUCUGGAGCACCCGAUGCUCACUCAUCUCCACGAUCGACUGGUCUUACAGGGAGACUUUGAUGCCUGCGAGGAGCUCAUAGAUAAAGCUGUGAGAGAUGGCUUGUUUAAUCAGUACAUCAGCCAGCAGGAGUACAAGCCUCGAUGGAGUCAGAUCAUCCCAAAGUGUAACAAAGGGACAAGCAGCCAAGAAAUCAGCCGAGACGACGUGAACAGUGAUGGUGACGACAACAGGCCAGGGAUGAGGGGAGGACAUCAAAUGGUCAUUGACGUGCAGACUGAAACCGUGUACCUGUUCGGUGGCUGGGAUGGCACACAGGAUCUGGCAGACUUCUGGGCUUACAGCGUUCAGGAGAACCAGUGGGCGUGCAUCUCCAGGGACACAGAAAAAGAGAACGGUCCAAGUGCUCGCUCGUGCCACAAGAUGUGCAUCGACUCCCAGCGGCGUCAGAUUUACACGCUCGGCCGCUACCUGGAUUCCAGUGUUAGGAACAGCAAGUCUUUAAAGAGCGACUUCUACCGCUACGACAUUGAUGCUAACACCUGGACUCUUCUCAGCGAGGACACGUCAGCUGAUGGAGGACCAAAGCUGGUGUUUGACCACCAGAUGUGCAUGGACUCUGAAAAGCACAUGAUCUACACGUUUGGCGGCCGCAUCCUUACCUGUAACGGCAGUGUGGAGGACAGCCGGACGUCAGAGCCCCAGUUCAGCGGCCUGUACGCCUUCCACUGCCAGGCGGGGACGUGGAGCCUCCUGCGGGAGGACUCGUGUAACGCCGGGCCAGAGGACGUCCAGUCUCGCAUUGGACACUGCAUGCUCUUCCACACCAAGAACCGCUGUCUGUAUGUGUUUGGGGGUCAGAGGUCAAAGACAUACCUGAAUGAUUUCUUCAGUUAUGACGUGGAUGGAGACCACGUAGAGAUCAUAUCUGAUGGCACUAAAAAGGACUCUGGGAUGGGUAAGAAGACAUUUUAACAACUUGAUUUAGAAUAAUUUCAAACUUCAUCUGUUUUGUCAUUAUAGAAACUCUACAGAAUGGGAGUGGAGGCUGAGUGGGGUUAGGGCUUAAAUUAGUUAUAGAUGGGUUUAAUUGCACAGCUCUAAAACUGGAUAUUCAGUUCCAGGUCGUAGCAUAGAAUAAUAUUAAAGCAGAUAUUUUUUCUCCUUGUAUGUAGCUGAUGGGUACAAAUUAGUUUCAACUGGACUUCUGAGCAUCAAGUCAUUAGACUCCCCAGUGAUGCUAUAGCAUCACACUCGGUGUUAACACUCGGGCAGUUUGCAAACCCUUCCAUAACAAUAAAACAGAAUUAAUGCUGCUCUUAUUUUGCUUUGGGAACUCAGUGCUGAUACCGGUAUCCGUGCCGAUACAAUACCGAUUCCAGUAUUGCUAUCGGUAAAAGUUAACUGAUACCAGGAACCGAUACCAAUGCAGUUGCUUGAAAAUGGCUUCACUGUAACUUGUCAUUUCUUUUCACCUAAUAUUUUAGUUUGGUGAUGGUUUCUAUUCAUACAUUUUACUUUUUAUCUACCUCAGUCUUUUCCUGUUGAAAGUAGAGAAGAAAAUAAAAAUUGUAUUCCAAAUUAUUGCAUUCUUUUUGUGUGGUAGAAUUAUCAGUAUCGGUAAUCGGUAUCGGCGAGUACUCUGAUCCAAGUAUCGGCAUCGUAUCGGUUUGGAAAAAAGGAGUAUCGUUGCAUCCCUAUUUGUUUCAUAUCACCUUAUAUCUUUGUUUUAGGUAGGCCCUGUUACUGUUUUGUCUCUCUGUACAGCACUCCUACACUAAAUAAACCGGGUCAGAAACCCCUUUCACUUUUUUUUAUUCUCAUGGAGUUUCUAAGGUUUGAGUCUACAGUUGUUGUGAUUUAGGUUCAUUUGAUAAAGAUUUUUUUAUUCCUUUUGCCGACGGUGUGUUAAAAAUAAAGCCUAUUUUUUACAUGGGGUAGAUGAUUGAUUAGUUUCUUUUAAAACAAAAAAAAUGCUGUUAUUUGAACUCACUUACCCAGUGUUUUGGUGUCUUUAGAGUCUCUGUGCUUUGUUAGCAUUCAUGUGUUCGUUUUGAGCUCACGCAAACUUUAGACGCCAUCAUUGCUGAGCCGCUGCUGGUUUAAGUCUCUGAUACGCAGCUUACAGGUAUUGUUUUACAUUGGAAGAGAACCAGACGUGACAUUGGGUAAAAGCAGCUGCUGAGUCUGAGGUGUGAUGUUGGUUUGCUCGGAGUCCGAGAUCUCGUGUUGGCUUCUCUGCUGCAGCUUCAGCUCUACGUCAGCAUCAGCACAAACAGGCUUUGUUCGCCUCACGCUGACCCUGGUUGGGGCUGUGCGAUAUGACAGAAUGUGUAGAACCAUGAAUAUAUAACCGUGCCGCAAAAUGUUGCAGUGACUAACAUCUGCAGU
Molecule: messenger RNA, 3093 nt
Organism: Nothobranchius furzeri (turquoise killifish)
Lineage: Eukaryota; Metazoa; Chordata; Actinopteri; Cyprinodontiformes; Nothobranchiidae
Source: RefSeq, a predicted model, not a curated record